Hyla sarda is the source of this 7201-nucleotide messenger RNA. RefSeq names its product GRB10 interacting GYF protein 1 (gene GIGYF1). The record is from RefSeq and is a predicted model, not a curated record. NCBI's taxonomy places the organism in Eukaryota, Metazoa, Chordata, Amphibia, Anura, Hylidae. Gene Ontology annotation, molecular function: protein binding. Gene Ontology annotation, biological process: insulin-like growth factor receptor signaling pathway.
GCCGGAUAGCAAAGACACCGUCAAGCUUCCGCCUCCGUAAUUAUGUCAAUUACAGCAAACAGCUCGGCGUCUCAGUGACAAUGUCUAAUGUUUGUUGAUAAAGUUGGUUAAAAAAAAAAAACACAAAACUGGUCAGAAGAAACGGAUUGGCUACCGAGAAUGUCACGUGCAACAACAGGGCGGACCCAAGGCAACUUUACAGGGGGGCGGGGUCUCGUUACCGUCACGUGAUCCCCCUUCUCACGGCGCGGCCGCCAUCUUGUUUUGGGAUACUCCGCACACGGAGGAGGGUGCGUGACGUGUCGUGACGUAACGAAGACUAUCGCGACCGAGGCGACAGGAAUUAACCGCCAGAGAGGGAGUGUGAGAGAGCGCGGGCCCCUCCGGGAGACACCGACCGCCCGGCAGAGUACACGGCCCGGGGCCUAGCUGUCCGCUCCUCCCCGUGUACUGGAGCGGGCCCGACGGACGGAGAGUGGGGUCCACGGGCUGAGGGCCGAGCCCGGACCGCGGAGGGAGACGACACCGCACCGUGUGAACGGCGGAGAAGGCCGGGGCCUAGCGCGGAACCGCAUACAGGGCCCUGUGUACACACAGACCUGCGGGGGCGCUGUAUACACCGACAGAGGGGCCCUAAAGAUAAACAGGGGCCCAACAGAGACCGACAGGGGCCAGUACAAACCAAUAGAGGGGCCCUAAAGAUAUUCAGGGGCCCAGUACACACCAAUAGAGGGGCCCUACAGUUAUAGAGGGGCCCAGUACACACCAAUAGAGGGGCCCAACAGAUAUACAGGGGCCCAGUACAAACCAAUAGAGGGGCCCUACAGAUAUACAGGGGCCCAGUACAAACCAAUAGAGGGGCCCUACAGUUAUAGAGGGGCCCAGUACACACCAAUAGAGGGGCCCUACAGAUAUACAGGGGCCAGUACAAACCAAUAGAGGGGCCCAACAGAUAAGCAGGGGCCCAGUACAAACCAAUAGAGGGGCCCUACAGAUAUACAGGGGCCAGUACAAACCAAUAGAGGGGCCCAACAGAUAAGCAGGGGCCCAGUACAAACCAAUAGAGGGGCCCUACAGAUAUACAGGGGCCAGUACAAACCAAUAGAGGGGCCCAACAGAUAAGCAGGGGCCCAGUACAAACAAAUACAGGGGCCCAGUACAAACCAAUAGAGGGGCCCUACAGAGACAGACAGGGGCCCAGUACAAACCAAUAGAGGGGCCCAAUAGAUAUACAGGGGCCCAGUACACACCAAUAGAGGGGCCCACUGUACACUCCGAUAGAGGCGCCCUACAGAUAAACAGGGGGCCAGUACACACCAAUUGAGGGGCCCAACAGAGACAGGGGCCCAGUACACAAACAGACCUGCAGGGGGCGCUGUACACACUGAUAGAGGGGCCCUAGAGAGACAUAAAGCCAUACACAGGGCCCCAGUACACCCAGACCUGCAGGGGGCACAGUAUACACCGAUAGAAGGGCCCUCAGAGAGACAUAGCACCAUAUACAGGGGCCCAGUACACUCAAGCCUGCAGGGGGCGCUACAGACCAGUGAGCACUGUAGACACACAGCCUGUAUACACACACUGGAUUAUAUAGAGCUGUCACCUGUCUGACGUGUUAUGUGCCUCUGUACCUGCAGGGGGCGCUGAUCACAAUAUAUAUUACACAUAUAUAUAGAGGGGGGAGCUGUAUCUGAUGCCCACCAGUGGGGUUCAUGUUUACAUUGAGCAGGGGACUCAGCCAUAGUGCCCGGGGGGCUGGACACCUAUACACUCAGCGCUGUAUACAGUAUAUACUAUAGGCUUAUAUACACGUCUGCACACCCCGGGGCCCCACAGUCAUCCUCAAAGUUCAUACUGCAGAAGAACGACUGAGGAGACAGCAGAGCUGACGGGGCGAUCACCAAGGGCCACACACCGAGGGCCGGACGCUGCCCACAACACUGCGUCCUCGGGAAAGGUCCGGUCUGCAGUUUCAUCCCAUGAACAGAGAUCGCUGACGGAGCAUUCCAGACACAGGUACCUUUACUUCACAUCAUGGCUGCUGAAACACUAAACUUUGGGCCUGAAUGGCUUCGCGCACUAUCCAGUGGGGGUUCCGUUGCUUCCCCUCCUCCCUCCCCCGCUAUGCCAAAGUAUAAACUGGCGGAGUAUCGCUAUGGACGAGAGGAGAUGUUGGCACUUUAUAUAAAAGAGAAUAAGUGCGUGUGGGCUUUGAGGAGGCCGCAGGUCCAUCUAGAAAAGAGUUUGCCCGUUCAGACAGUGACAAUUGGCGCACCCUGCGUGACGGACAAGAGGAGGAUGAGGACGGUAACUGGAGGCUCUCUGUAUCCAGGAGAGAUGACCGCUGGCGAUCUACAAGCCCUGGAGGAACUUCAGAGGGGCCGCGGUCUGCAGGGUGGAGGGAGCACGGCGACCGCCGACGCAAGUUUGACUUUGAAAUGCGAGAAGAUGGAGGAACGGCUCAGCGAGGAAGCGGGCGUGGUGGAGAUAAUGCACACGAAGAAGACAGGGACGGGCUCCCUGAGUGGUGCAUGGAGGACGAGGAUGAUGAGAUGGGGACCUUUGAUUCUUCCGGGGCUUUCUUAUCCUUUAAGAAGAGCCCCAAAGAGACCAUUCUGGAAGAGCAGGAGUUGGACUUCCAAGGUGUUGAGGAAGAGGACGGAGAGGAGAGGACGGAAGACGGUGCAGACAGACCGCUACUUAAUAGUGAUGAACAUUCGGUUCCCCCCGAAGACUCUCAGCAGGAACCCCCGUCAAAGUCCCCAGAGCAGAGCGGUGCUAUGUGGGCUGCGGGGGUGUACACGGAGGGGGAGGACGAGCGAGCCCCUGACAUCUCCCCUACGGAUGGAGAAGAUGGCGCUUUGGUUGAACCUCCGCCAUGUCCAAUAGAAGAAGGUAACCCGCCACCCUUUGCCCCUUCCUCAAUCUCCCCGCUUUCUACCCUGCCGACCCCUCCAUCACCCCCCACGGUUGCUGCUAUUGAUUUUACUGUGGGGGACCCUGAGGAGGAUGAAGGCAUGAAGCAUCUCCAGCAGGAAGCUGAGAAGUUGGUGGCUUCCCUGCAAGAUUCCUCCCUAGAAGAAGAUGGCUUCUCCUCUAGUCGCUCUCACAGUGCUGCUGCUCUUCCCCUGUCCCACGAGGCUGCCAUGAAGUGGUUCUACAAGGACCCUCAGGGGGAGAUCCAAGGUCCGUUCAGUACGCAAGAGAUGGCAGAGUGGUGCCAGGCGGGAUAUUUCACUAUGUCUCUUUUGGUGAAGAGAGGAUGUGACGAGGGCUUUCAGCCCCUGGGCGAAGUCAUCAAGAUGUGGGGUCGGGUACCGUUUGCCCCUGGGCCAUCCCCGCCGCCCCUGCUGGGUAACAUUGAUCAGCAGUGCCUGAAAAAACAGCAGGAAUUAGCUUUGUAUCAGCAGAUGCAACACCAGUACUUGCUGCAGUUUAUAAGCAGGCCGCAGUACUCGCAGAAAUCCAGUGAUCUGACCGCUCAGCAACAGCAGUUGUCACUUUUCCUCCAGCAACUGAACCCCUCAAAAUCCAGGGGGUCCGAUGCUGCCCUCCUCCCCUCUGUGAGCCGAUCUCUCUCUGUGCCAGACAAUGGAUCCUUAUGGGAUCUUAAUACCUCAAAUACACCGACAUCAGGUGGGGACUCCGCGCUGUGGGACCUGCCUGUCAGUUCGGUAUCUCAGGGGCCAAUAUUGGAGCAGCUGCAACUGCAACAAAAGUUGCAGGAGCGCAGAGAAGCAGAACUCAGGGCCAAGAGAGAAGAGGAGGAUAGGAAGAGGAGGGAGGAGAAGAGGCGCCAGGAGGAGCAGAAACGCCGGGACGAGGAGGAAAUGUACAGAAGGAAGCAGUGUCGUCAACAGCAGGAACUGCUCCUGAAACUGAUCCAGCAGAGCGGUCAGUCCUCGCCCUCUGCGGCCAUCUGGGCGUCUCACGGCAAAGGAGUCUCCCUAAAAGCGAUGCUCGAAAUGCAGGAGCGAGAGGGGCAGAUGCUGAAGCAAAGAGCGCAGUCGACAAGGACGCAUGGAGGUCUUGGUAUGUCUGGUGCCCCCAUCAUUCCUUCCCAGUGGGGGUCCGACUCAGGCUCUCUAUGGGGCGGACUGGAGAAGAGUCCCUGGGAGGAAAGUGUCAAAUCUGGGGCGAGCAGCAGGGGCCUGAGGAACAGCAGGAGUAGCCCAUCCCUGACUGAUGCUUACGCCGCCUCCGCCAGGCGCAAAAAGACGGACGACGAGGAGAAGCUUCUGAAACUACUGCAGGGAAUCAAACCAUCAGACGGGUUCACUCAGUGGUGCGAGCAGAUGUUACACAUCCUGAACACAUCCAAUAACCUGGACGUCCCCACAUUAGUGGCCUUCCUGAAGGAACUCGAGUCUCCGUACGAUGUCCACGAUUAUAUCCGCUCCUGUCUUGGGGAAACACUUGAAGCCAAAGAAUUUGCUAAACAGUUCUUGGAACGACGAGCAAAGUACAAAGCCAGCCAACGUCAGCAGGAAGCCGCCUGGUUGGCGCCCUCUAUGUUUCCACAAUCCCAGAAUUCCAAGCAAAGUAGCGGAUACGAUGUACAGAGCAGUAAGAUGAAGAGGCGGAUUCACAUGUUACACUCAGAUCCCAGCAUACUAGGUUACUCCCUUCAUGGCUCCCCGAACGAGAUGGAAGCUAUCGACGACUACUGAGGCGUACAUCUUCCUUCUAACGCCAUCUUUACUUAAAAAAAAAAAAAAAACCCUGCCGACUUUUUUUCGGCAGUAGUUACUGCACUGCAAACUUUACCCCUUCCCUCUGCACGAGGUGGGGGCAGAGACUUGGAAAAAGGAGGGGGUGGGUGUCUUAUCCCACCCAGAGCCAGGGAGGAGGGGGGAGCUACACCCUGUCUGUUCCCUCCCCCCCCUCCCCUAAACAUAAUGCACUCAUUUUAAAGCACCUUACGAAAAAAAUGCACUUUACAGAAACUGAUCAAAAAUCUAAUUUUCAUCGUUUUUUUUUUUUCGUUAUAUAUUUUUUUUUAAAGCUUAAAAAAUAAAAAAAAACACCCGAAAGGAGGGAAAACUGGAUUUAUUGACUUUCGACUGUUUAUUAGAAAUGUAUUUUUUUUUCUUCAACAUUUUAGUUUUAUUUUAUUUUUUAACUUGACAGUUUCUGACUUUUAUUUUUUGUUUUUUGGGGGGUUUAAUUUUUUUUUGUAUAAAAAAAAAAAAAAGUGAAGUAUUCCGGCAACGGAUCUGUUUAAAAUAGAAAAAAAAAUUAUAUAUAUAAUAUUAUAAUAAUAAUUAUUAUUUUGGGAAAAAGAAAAUUACAGCCAAAAAAAAACACUUUCCUCAACUUUUUUUUUUUGCUAAAUAUAUUUUGUUUAAAAAAAAGUAGAAAAAAACGAAAAAAAAAAAUGAUAAAAAAGACGAAAAAGGAAAAAAAAAAUUUUUUUCAGCGCUUGUUGCUAAAUUUACAAUUGCUCUGCUUUGAGUUCCCUGUUGCGUUGGGGAGGGUCGAAGGGGAGUCAAUCCAUCAAAACUUGAAGAAUGCACUUAGCAAUUUUGAAGGGGGGGGGGGAGGGGGGUUUCUGCAUUUUUAAUGGUUAUUUUUUUGCACAGAUAUGAAAAAUAUUGUGAUUUUUUUUCUUUUUGUUACAAAAAUAUCUGAAAAAAAAUAUUAUUUUUGAACUGUUAAAAAAAAAAAUCUUUUUUUUUUUUUCUCAAAAAAAAAAAGGAUGCACUUACUUUUGGAUACGUAAGAUGCCCGUGAAGGAUGGCAUACCGCUGUUAGCAUUACUGAGUGCCAGGACUUCUCAGGGGGUGCGACCCCUGACCCCACAUCUGGCGUUUCUAUGUAGUGGCCCCGUAUCAGGCGGGUCACCAGUUUUUGGGCCUUUCAGUGUUUAUUUUGGAGGAUUUUGCACCCUGCCUUCUAUGUGUGAUGAUUAUUUUUUUGUUUUUUGUUUUUUUUGGGGGGGACACACAUGGUACCUGUUCUUGUCUCCCCCCCUUUUUUUUUGGUCUUUCCUGAAAUGUGGGGGAAAAAGAAAAGUUUGUGUUCUCCCAUUUUUUUUUUUCCUCUCAGUUAAUUGUUUUUAUUCUGCUUUUGUUUACAAACGUCCUGACGUGGACAACUCCGAUGGCGGAGGAGAGACGGUGAUGCGGGACCCCUCCCUCGGACAUGUCAAAGAAAAAAAAAGAAAAAUAAUCACCCAGAGGGUCUCGGAGAUAAUAAAGAAGGAAAACAAAAGACGUCUACGUAGAGAUUUUUUUAUUUUUUUUUUGAGUGUGAAUGGUGCCGUUGCCUUAAUAUUGACACCGCAGCUCUCCCCGCCGGCCGGCCGCACCGUUUGCCACCCUUUUCUAUGGACAAUACGGGACCAGCUCUUAUGAGCUUCUCCAGCAGAUUCGGGAAACGGCUGCGGGAAGUGAAAAAAAAAUAAAAACUUUUUUUUUUUUUUUUUUUUUUUGGGGAGCGCGACCCUCCUAACCUAAGCUAUAAAAGGGUUUAUCUGUGGACUUGGAUCUCGAAGAGAUUUCUACCGGAAUACGAAACAAUAUAAACCCUUCCAGGAGGCCGUUCUCCGCCACAAAGCAGUGUUUAAAGGCUGGACAUGGUCGCUGGACAUUGUCGGGACGAUGGUUGGGGUGGGGGAGGGGUGAUGGAUACCUCCGCGUCUCCACCGCGUCACCUCCGUGUCUCCUCCCUACACCCCCGCCCCAGUCCCCGUUGCAAACUUUUAUGUACAUAGAACUUCGGAAUGGAAGAAAAAAAAAAAAAAACUUAAAAAAAAAAAAAAAUAACAACAAACGCUAAUUUGCCUAAAGGAUAAAAAAAAAAAAAAAAGACGCUCAUGUUUGCCGUGGGUUUCGCGUUUAUCUUCACCACGAGAAUGUAUUAGGGCAGGAGCUGGUAUCCAGCAAAAAUCUGCUGCUCCUGGUCUCCCCCCCCCCCGAUCCUCCCGCCCCUGAACGUCUGCUAUCAUGGGAGGGGGUGGGACGCAGGGGGACGUGUACAUAUAUAUAUAUAUGAUGGUUGGUGCCCUUGUUUUCUGGGGGUGUGUUGUACAGUGGCGCCCCCUUGCGCUCACUGGCUUGUAUAUAGUUGGGUAUAAUUCUCUCGUACAGCUUACAAGGAUAUUGUGCUGAAUGUAUAACGUGUAUAUAUGACCUUUCUAUGUCUGUCUAUAUAUAUAUAUAUAUAUAUAUAGGGGGGCACCCUGAAUACCGUAUUGGUG